GAGAUCCAACAAACUCCAAGUCAACCGACGGCUGAACUUGGAGCAGGUGGCCGACAGCAAGGACCUUUCCAAGUUCAUGGAACCCGCCGGCCUUGUUCCGGGUGGGUCCAUGCUGCCGUUGCCGAAGCAAGCCCCAGAGCUGUCCUCGGAUGAAGAGCUCUCUGGAGAGGACGCGGAGGCCUUGGCAGCAGAAGACUUGGCCCGUUCAGAGAGGAAAAAG
Messenger RNA from Durusdinium trenchii, 220 nucleotides. The record is from the annotation of a GenBank genome assembly. Lineage: Eukaryota; Dinophyceae; Suessiales; Symbiodiniaceae.